Molecule: messenger RNA, 2535 nt
Organism: Hyalella azteca
Lineage: Eukaryota; Metazoa; Arthropoda; Malacostraca; Amphipoda; Hyalellidae
Product: ADP-ribosylhydrolase ARH3
Exons: 8
Coding region: 26-1096 (356 amino acids)
Cellular component (GO): mitochondrion; nucleus
Source: RefSeq, a predicted model, not a curated record
GACAGGUCAAAAUAUUGCCAAAAUUAUGGCUGGCAUUAGUAUUGAAGCUUUGUUAGGUAGAUUUAAAGGUUGCAUGCUGGGCGCAUUGGCUGGAGAUUGCCUAGGUGCGCCUUUUGAAAUGGAUAGCUCUGUGGCUCUGAGUGUUCUUAACAACUACAUCAACAAACUGGCUGACCCAAAAGUCAGAGUUCCCUACAAGGCAUUUACAGAUGAUACUGCCAUGACACAGUCUGUUGCUCAGUCUCUCAUUGAUGAGAAAAGCUUCUCUGAAGUUGACAUGGCUAAAAAGUUUGUGCGAGCAUAUUACAAAGAACCCAGAAGAGGCUAUGGGGCCAACAUUGUGAAUGUGUUUGCUGCCUUGAAAGCGACCAACUUCAAGGAUGUCUGGGCACCUGCAGCUCUUCAGUUUGAUGGCAGUGGCUCGUAUGGAAAUGGAGGUGCUAUGCGCGUGGCGCCCGUGGCGCUGUUCACGGCCGCUGCCAGUACUGAAGAAGCCAUCAACAUGGCGCGUGACUCAGCUCUCAUCACCCACAGCCACGCUCAGGGCUAUAAUGGCGCUAUCCUUCAGUGCUUGGCGGUGAGGAAUGCUCUCUUGUCUCCCUCGUCGUCCCUGAACCCACAAGAGUACGUCGAAGGCCUCAUCUCCACACUGUCUAAAAUGCGGAACCCGCGAGAGGAGGACCAGGAUUUAUGUAGCGAGGGUGAAGGACACGGUGGCUUUGUGGACUCCCUUCAUGUGCUGCAGGAGCUGCUGGGGCGCAGUGACCAGGUCACGCGGGAGGAGGUCGUCGAGAGACUCGGUAACGACGUGAGCGCCAUCAAUUCAGUACCUACGGCGAUAUAUGCCUUCCUGCGCGCUCUCCAGCCCAUACAAGGCAUUGAAAGUGACAGCGAGUUUCUGAGGUCGAUUGUAUACGCCAUCAGCUUGGGUGGUGACACAGACACCAUUGCUUCUAUGGCUGGUGCCAUUGCAGGCGCGUAUCACGGCAGUCAAGGAGUUCCCGAAUUUCUCGGGCGUCACUGUGAAGCCUGGGAAGGCGCCCUCCAACAGGCCGAGGAACUCCACAAGAUAGUUUACAAGAAUGACAAACCUUAAUGUUAGCUUCUGAGACCUGAGAUUUAACGAUUAGUAAGAUGACUUGACGAGCGCUUGACCUGAAGAUAUCAAAUGCAGAAUUGGCCAUAGCAGAUUCUAAAUUUUUUAUCAAACACUAAUUAUAUUUGUCAAAUUUGAUUCUGUUACAGUCGCAAUUGGUUGUUGAAUGAGUAGGGAAACAUAGUAAAAGAGAGAGUUGGAGGUUUUAAUUUCAUAAACUGCGAAAUGUUAUAAAGCUUAUUAUAUAAAGUGUUACCACCUGGAGUUAUUUCGUUAAGAACUUGCUGACCAAGAGCCCAUGAUCUUUACGUGAUGCGAAAAUAACCUGGAAGAAAUAUGUACGAUCUGUCUUGAGGAAAUUUUAUUUCAGAAUACCGUUCGUACUUUGUAACAAUUAGGGUUUAGGAUUCUAUAGUACUGGACUAGAUCUUGCUAAGUAUAACUACCAUGAUCGUUGCCGAAGAAUUUCUCCGCCCAACUGCUAAGAAACUACUUAACCAGGAUACAACAUACACGAACGAAUGUGAGGCAAGAUUUUGCACUUACGACCAAUAUUAAGUAAACGAAAGGUCGCGGUGCGUGAAGAUAGUUAUAAAUUUUUUCUUGCAAGAUAGCUGCAGAACGCGCGGGUCUCAGCCGAUAAUUCUAUCCCUGCUCUACAACUUUUCAUAAGCAUUUACACGUUUCGAACUCAAACUUUUUCAACUAACAUUUUAAGGAACAGUUAUUGCUCCGUGUAGUGUCAUUAUUAUUAUUAUGUCAUAAGACCCACUCGAACAGUAUUAUCAACUACUUAUACAGUCUAACUUACAUAAUCAACAAGACAACUGAAUCAAACGCAAUUUCUUAAUGGAAGAAAUCUACAACCACUUCUUGAUGAAGUUGAUGAGACCGUUGGUGGAGGAGUCGUGCGACGACACGGGCGUGUUGUCCUGUAGCUCGGGCUCUAUGGCUUUGGCCAACUGCUUGCCCAGCUCCACACUGCGGAAUAAUGUAUUUAUUUUGCGCGCACAAAUAUAUUGCUUAAAUAAGCCUAUUCUUGCGAGAGAUGUGGAACGAUUUGGCCAAUCAUUGUCCAAUCUGUCGGACCAGGUCAUAAAUAAUGACAAUUUUCGAGCCUAUCGAGGCUCGAAUAUUGCAAUAAACACAUACUGUUAUUCCGUGUUUUAUAUUGCAUUCGGUAGAACUACAAUUUUUCGUCAAAUCUUGAACUUGAAUUUUCAAUCAAUUUUUAUGUUUAACAGUAUUCUAAAACUUCUCAUAUAUACCAACUAAUUGUAAUCUUCGAACGUUUCUAGAUCUCUGACUCGUAGAUUUGCAUUCAGUCUACAUUGUGAAUAAUGAAAAAAAACGCGCGCGCGCAUUUAUCACUGUUCCCCUUUCAGUACGAAGAAAAAAGACAAUUGUUGGAAAUGUCUAAUAAACUGAAGAAAAAAUUA